This is a messenger RNA of Gryllus bimaculatus (two-spotted cricket), 2026 nucleotides long. Lineage: Eukaryota; Metazoa; Arthropoda; Insecta; Orthoptera; Gryllidae. The record is from the annotation of a GenBank genome assembly.
CUAGCAGAAUUCACAUAUUUUAUUAGAAAUAAGUAUUUAUAGAAAUAAGAGUGAUUUUUUAGGUUUCAUUAAAUGAAAAUAAAUUCAUUUUUCCGACUGUUUAAGUUCUCAUGUUUACUUUUUUACAUGUAUACCUACUAAUUCCCUGACCAAAGACUAACUACAUUCAAAUAGAAUGUUGUGUCUGUAAUGUUAAAUGACUUUUGAGCAUCGCAUGAGGUUUUGCUGACAACCAUAAUUCCAGUAACUAUGGAAACCAAUACUUCUCGUAUAGUAAAAAUAUUAUUGGUCAGGCUCAUAUCCCUUUGAGUUAUUACAAAUGUUUGCAAAGUAAACUUAUCAGAGACGAAGAAAUACGAAUUAUAGUCUUCUGUAAUUUGGGAACAUAAAAUCCUUAACAAUGGACAGUAUUGAAUUAUUGAGUGAAAGUGUAAUUGAUGUUGGAGAGGUUAAAGUGGAAGCAAGUUAUGAGGAUGAGUGUUUCAGAAUUGAUUCUCAUCUGGACAUGCAAAGCUCAGUGCAAGCUUCUGUGCAAAAUGAAAUUACCAAAGAGGAGGAACCGGAACGUCUCACUAUGUCGUUUCAAGUAAAAGAGGAGCCACCAGAAGAGAUGGAAGAAAGCCCGAAGAAAUGGUUGGAGCCUGAGUUGUUUCUCCAAGUGGAGGAAGAACCACAAGAAGAUGCUGAGAACAGGGAGGACAUAUUUGCUGAAUGUGAAGAGGACGUUACUGAUUUAGUAGAGGAAGGACGUUCAUGUUUCCCCGGCGAGAGAGAGGUGCAACCAAAUGCCGCAUCUGCAGACGCUGCGACGGAGUCGGUUUACUUCUGUAACUUCUCCUGUCGAAGACAAUCGAAGACUCUAUUGCCAAAGAAUGCAGUAACAAACUUUGUUCGACUCUGGCGAACCCCUAAUGGCGACAGAUCGUUCGAAUGUUCCAUUUGUGAGAAAAACUUCUCAAAAAGAGGAAAUCUAAUGAGGCAUAUUCGCACCCAUACAGGUGAAAGGCCUUACGAAUGCUCUGUGUGCAAGAAGAACUUUGCAGAACGGGAUGCUGUUGUCCAACAUAUGAGAACUCAUACGGACGAAAAGCCGUACGAGUGCCCAUUGUGCAAAAAGAGCUACAAAAAAAGGGAAGCACUAGUUAAUCACAUGCGGAGUCAUACAGGGGAGAAACCAUUCGAGUGCGGUAUGUGCGGGAAGAGCUUCGCGCGCAGAGUAAUUUUAAUUAAUCAUAUCAAAGUACAUACAGGUGACAGACCAUUCGCAUGUUCAGUGUGCAAGAAAGCCUUUUCGGAACGGAAGAAUUUAGUCAGGCACAUGCGCACUCAUACUGGAGAAAAACCUUUCAAAUGUUCUAUAUGCGGAAAGGGCUUCGCUGAACGCAAAAAUUUAAUUGAGCAUAUUCGUACUCAUACAGACGAAAGGCCGUUCCAGUGCCCUUUCUGUGAGAAAGCAUUCGCCAAGGAAGAAACACUAAUUCGGCACAUUAGGAUUCAUACAGGCGAGAAGCCUUACGAAUGUUCUUUGUGCAAGAAGAGCUUCGCCCAAAAUACAAGUUUAAUUUUUCAUACGAGGAAUCAUCAUACGGGCGAGAGACCAUUUGGAUGCACUGUUUGCGGAAGACACUUUUCACACAAAUCAUAUUUACAUAAUCACAAUAGGAUCCAUACAGGCGAGAAACCGUUCAAUUGCUCUGUUUGCGGGAAGAAUUUUGCACAAAAGAAUUAUUUAGAUAUUCAUAUGAGAAUUCAUUCAGGUGAAAAGCCAUACGAAUGUUGUUUCUGUCAGAAGAAGUUUGUCCAGCGAGGCCAUAUAAUAAAACACCUUCAAAUACACACAAAUAUUCAAUUAACAGAUCAGAAAGAAAAUAUUUAAUUAUGUGUUUUUACCUCACGAUUCUCUAUAAGACUUAUCGUGUUUGUUUUCAACAAUGUUGGCCCGCAGAAGAAGUUGCCAGUUUUGUGCCAUUCCAUUUGAGCAGGUUCCUUGAUUGUUUCUUUUGUCCAUUGUAAAGUAGUGUUUAGA